Molecule: messenger RNA, 6285 nt
Organism: Struthio camelus australis
Lineage: Eukaryota; Metazoa; Chordata; Aves; Struthioniformes; Struthionidae
Gene: MAFK
Product: MAF bZIP transcription factor K
Biological process (GO): regulation of transcription by RNA polymerase II
Cellular component (GO): nucleus
Molecular function (GO): RNA polymerase II cis-regulatory region sequence-specific DNA binding; DNA-binding transcription factor activity, RNA polymerase II-specific
Source: RefSeq, a predicted model, not a curated record
GGGUUUGUGGGAUAAGCUCACGCUGAUCAUUUUUGUAAACAUCCAGCUGUGAAGUACUUGAGCAGCGCUAGCACUUUCAAUUAUCAGGAAGUUUCAGGCUCAGCACCCUGUUGAGAUGAACAGGCAGUUUCCACUUCUGUCUGAGCUAUUGUUUCAGGCUAUCUUCAAACUCGGGCAGAGAGUCUUCCAAGCAUGAAGCAAGCACAAAGCAAUGCAGCACUGGGUGACUGUGAAGACGAGGAGGGGGGGAGGAGGGAGGCGGUAAUGAAAGCAAUUACCCUACUGCUAAGCUCUGAAGUGGAGGGACAGAUUGCAUUGCAAAUCCCACUGCUUUGCAAUAUUACAGGACCCUGAAUAGCAAUGCUGUUAUGUUCCAUUAUUAGCAAUCAGGGAAGAUGUCUGACUUAAUGGCUGGCACGUGGGAUCAGGACCAGUGAAGUCAGGAAUCCUGAUCCCAGUUCUGCUCCUAGAUCUGAGGGUUAUUGGUCGCUCUGUGGCUCAGCUUCCCUUUUUGAGGGAGAAUGCGUCUCCAGGCUAGUGAUGCUGAGACCUAAUUCUGGUGUAGCUCUGUCACUGUGUUCUAUAAGGGCAUACUGGAAAGAAGUGCUAUAUGCUGUGCCUCAGCUGUAUCAGAACUGUCUCUAGCAUACCUUUCCCCUUCAGCCAGCACCUCCCCAGAAAUCCAGGGUUUCUGAUGUGACACACAAGUGUACCCUCCUGUAUCCUCUGCUCUCCAACCACAGGCUCUCUGCAGCAUCUGUCUAGGUUGUUUACCAAACCACUGAAGACUGUCUGAUCUCUGUCCAGGCUUCCCCAGAGAGUGCCUCAGAGAGCUGUGUCCUGGCAGCUCUCAAGUUCGGUCUGAAGGUUCCUGAAUCUGUUCUUUGCUGCUGGAUGCUGGUUCCGAUCCAUAAGGGAAAUGGAAAGCUGGCCAGCUGGGCGAGGGCUGUGUGUAGCUCCUCUAGAACAGUAAACAGUGACUCACCCCCUCCUCUGUGUCUUCUCUCUGUUCGUGUCAAAUACAUUGCCUUGCAUAUGCUUCUACUCUCUGAUUCACACCAUCAGCCUGUCCCUCCCCUCUCUUAUUACAAAUGAAUGACAAGCGUCAGUCUGUCUUUCAGGAUGAGCGAUGAUUGUUAGAGCAGGAAAAUGGUCUUUGAAUGAUGGGAGAGGGAUGGUGCUCUGCAUACCAUGCUGCAAUGUGUUGGAAAUCCAUGUCAUGCCUCUGAGGGACAGAGGCACAGAGAUCAAGAUUUGAGCAUCUGUAGUUCCCUUCACCUGUCAGAUCUGACGUUAUUCUUGUUGCAAUUUCUGAGCAGUUCUGUCCAGAAGACUGUGCUCAGGUUAUGACGACUAAUCCCAAACCGAACAAGGCAUUAAAGGUAAAGGAGGAGUCAGGAGAGAAUGCCCCAGUGCUGAGUGAUGAUGAACUCGUGUCAAUGUCCGUACGGGAGCUGAACCAGCACCUGAGGGGUCUCACCAAAGAGGAAGUCAUCCGCCUGAAGCAGCGGAGACGCACGCUGAAGAACAGGGGCUACGCUGCCAGCUGCCGCAUCAAGCGUGUGACUCAGAAGGAGGAGCUAGAGAGGCAGCGGGUUGAGUUGCAGCAAGAGGUGGAGAAGUUGGCCAGAGAAAACAGCAGCAUGAAGCUAGAGCUGGACGCCUUGCGCUCCAAGUACGAAGCACUCCAGACCUUUGCUCGUACUGUGGCGCGAGGGCCUAUUACCCCGACCAAAGUUGCCACCACCAGUGUCAUCACCAUCGUGAAAUCAGCUGAAAUCUCAUCCAGUUCUGUGCCGUUUUCAGCAGCAUCCUAGUGCCCUCGGUGGGGGAACUAGCAGCCUUUCAGAGGGGAGGGGAAAAGGCUCUUAUGCAUUGUUCCAGAGUCCUUGGUCACGUCAAGAAUUGGCAUUUUAACAGUUCUCUUCCAAAAGUGCAAAAAAGGAAAAAAAAAUAAAAAGGAAAAAAGAAGAAAAAAAAAAGAAAAAAUAAUCUACAAAGGGAACUUAACUGGCUGCUUCUCUCUGGACUCGGUGGCUCCAUCAACCUCGUGUCCAGGAUUUGAGCUCUGUAUGCAGUACAAAUAGCAAGAUCUGCUUCCUCCUUCCCCCUGCCUCCCCAACCCCUUCUAGGCCGUGGGCAGCUUUCCAGCUGGGAGAAGAUACCUGAGAAGCCUCUGGAGUCCUUGUGAAUGAUGCUCAAGAGCCAGGAAACAGCUGGACCAUAGAAAUCAUCAUGUGAGAUGAAUAUAUGGAAAAGAGUUUCCUUUAGUGGCAUUCUACUCCCUGUAAGAAAGGUCUCCCCUCCCCUCCCCUCCCGACUUCCAUCUGCUGUUGUGAGGGCAGAGAAAUAGGCUUUUUGAAGUGAAUUUCAUCCUGCCGUGAAUGGAGUGGGAGAAUAAUGGAGACUAAUGCUUGGAUCUGACCACACCCAUUAGGAAUAACCUUUUGUUUUCAAUCCAUUGCUGUUAAAAUAUGGAAAAAUAUAUAUUUUACAUAUUUUAAUACGCCCCAUCACCUGUGUGGCCUAUGAAGACUACAUUGCAGCCUCCUUUAUUCCAGACCAAGUUCCCCAAUAGCUCCUUCCCUAAGGUGUGCCUGUGAAUUGGGUAUAUUUAUGCAGUUUAUUUCUUCCGAAUGAUCCGCAGUCUUGAAGUAGCAGCUUUUUUUUUUUUUUUUUCUUCUUUCUGGGUUCCCUGAAGCUUAAGGGAAGGAGGCACAGUAAAUGCUGUGAAGAGCUGUGUGAUGGGGAGGAGAAGGGGAGACAAGGAGGAAAACUGCUGGAAGUAUUCUUAGAAGGAGGCAGAACUGACUGCAAGAAGGUAGAACUGUUCUGCUGGGAUCAGCACUAUGAUAAGGGAUUUAUACAGAGUAUUUUAGAAAGAUGUUUUUAAAGCACUGAAGUGUAACUAGAGGGCAAUGGCAUAAAGACAGGAAGAGAGAAGUUGUAGAGCCUCCUCUUUGACAAAAGCAUUGGUAGGUAAGCAAUGACUAUCCCAGCUGGAGAGCCAGGCUCACCAGUCUUUGAUGACCAGAGAGGGGCUGUGAGGUGGUUGGAUGGGAGUUGUAAGAGCUUUUCCUCUCUGUAGUGUUUCAGGCACUGAAGUUGGGAUCCAAAGAGUACAGUGUACAACCCUCAGUGUUCAGACAACCUGUGUGAAUGUGACCCUGAAACUUGACACUUUCUCUUGGGCAUCUGUGAAUUAUCCCAAGAGAUGCACAGAGGGCAGGAUGAAAAUCAGUGUGCAUAGGGGAUGGUAAAAUUGGGAUCGAGAAUUCGUGCAUAUGGCUCUGAGCAGUGGUUUAGAAGAGGGAUUUCUGGCUCAGCAAUGGGCAGGAAGUGGGAAGCCAAAAGGAGAGAUUCUGCUGUUCUGCAACAGCACUGAAAAGACGAAUGUUUCCAGGUCACUGUAAAAAUAGCUCUGUUGGUGUUUGUGUGUUUUGUUUUGUUUUUUUUUUCUUUUUGAAGUAGGAAAGAAAAGGGAUUGAGAGUUUUGCAGGGCAGGUCAGAAACUUGUGGAAUAGACGAUGCCUGUUGUCACACAGGUGAGAAGAGAAUGAGAUUGCUGAAGUUUAAGAUGAGAAGAGCUUAGAGGAUUUGGGCUCUAGAAUAGAAAACAGAGAUCACAAAAUUCACAUUUGUUUUGGACUGAAAGAGAAUAAUCAAGUUCCACUGUUGUUUUAAAGGAUAGUAAACUGGCAUCCAAGACCCAGUUUAGUAUGUUGUUCAAGGCUUUGUCUUGUCUUGAAUGGCAUUAAGUUUGCAGAAUUUUAGUGAAGGCCUAUUUGUCUUUGGAAAAAGUUGUCAGCUUGGCUUUUUUUUUUCCUCUCCCCUCUCUUCACCUUGUCAUUGGAGUCUCAGGAUUUCCCAAAAGGGUCCUUUGUGAAAUAGGUUAAUGAAAAGAGAAACCUCAGACUUGGUUCUCAUUCAGUCCUCAACAUCUGCAUUUGUGACCUUAUUGAGCCAGAAAGGGUGCAAAUUAAAUGCUUCCUGGAGGCUUGUUACCCCUGCAAGAUCCACCUGUUAUAGAGGGGAGCAAGGAGUUUCCUUCGAGUGUUUUUUUUCCAACGUGUAGAGUUUGGAUGACACUUAGCGUUACCUCAUUUCUCCUCCACUCCCUUCCUAUCUCCUAACAGGCAAAUUGAUGUCCUGUGUAUCAGUACCAGUUAUUGACUCCCACAGCAGAAGCUGAGGAAGAGAAAGAUGUUACUGUCAUUUCCUGGUCCUCUCAUGUUCUCCAACUCACAAACAUUGGAAACUUUCCCAGACCUUACAGGUGCCUCCAAAAACAGGCAAAAUGGAGACUUCUGGCACUGUUGGGGCUUUAAAUGAAAAUUUUAAAGAAAAAGGCCAGUUGACUUGAAAAUGCCCACAUGCUUCCAGUUUUUAAAACAGCUCCAGAGCUCCAUAAUGUUCCUGGCUAGAUAGGAACGCCCCUCUGGCUGUCCUUGAUCCCUGCAAGGGAGCUCGGAUCGGUUGCUCAGAGGGGGAUGGAGGUUGAACUUUGUUCCAUGGGGUCUGCUUGCUAUUGGAAUGAGUUGAGAAACAUAUCUUUAUGUGGCACUUCCCUUGCGGCCAAGUAUUUCUUUUUCCAGUUCUUGGAAGGGUGCCAAAGGCUUGUCCAAGUGAUUGCUAGUUUUGUGCUGGUAGGCACUUAAAUCUCUGGUCACUCGAUAAAGAACAAGAGGCCUGGGUGUUGUUAAAGCUGUUGAUACCAUAGCCAUGGUAGGUAAUCCAUAUUGGAUAUCCAUAAGGACCACGUGGAAAUAUUUAAAGAGAGAGAAAUAUAUAUAUAAAUAUAUAAUUAUAUACAUUUUAUCGUACAGAUUUUUCUUAAAAAAAUAAUUUUUUUUCCAAGUUUGAUACUGUAAAUCUUUAUUAAAAGAAAUUGCCAGUCCAGGGCUCCCUGGGUGGUGACCUGGAGGGGAAUGAAAUGUCCUGGCUAAACUUCCACAGAGGGAUCAGAAUUGCAAGGUAAUGUGGAGGGAGGAAUGACCCGAAAGCUGUUGACCACGUUGGAGACCCAGCUCCUCCACCCUCUGGACUGGAGGGCCCUCCAGCUUGGGGUUGUCGCAUUGCAUUCCUCUGGGGUUUGUUUUUUUUCUGUUUGUUUUAUUUUUGUUUUUUUUUUUUUUCUCUCCGUCCUGCACUUGCAAGUCUGACACCCAGGGCAAGCGCCGCGUGGGGAGCCAGCUACCGCCUGCGGAACCAAAAAGGCAGCCCUGGUAAGGAGCGCUUGUUUGGCUCAUGGCGCUCCUCCAUGGCAGUACCUCUCGCCUGUCUCUUUGCUGCAGUAGUUUGGAUGCUGGGACUCCUGACUCUUCCCCUUUUAUUUGGCCCCCUGCCCCCGUGUGGGGCAGGGGCUCUGCAUUUGAGCAUGAGAAUCCUCUCCCCUGGGUCUGGCAUUUCUUUGGUUGCUCCCCAUCCUCAGUGUGACGUGGGUACCACAGGCCCAGUGGGAAGCUGGAAGAAGCCCGAAGCGUGUCCCUGGGCACCACAGGGCAGCAACAGCAGGGGCGUCUUUGUCCUUACAGACACAUUUGCUGUGCUCUCUGCUGGGAGUGGGGAACCUUUCCCUCUAGAGCAGCUCCAGAUUCCUUUGAAGCAAGUCAGCAUCUCUGCUCUUGCCCACCUCUUUCAUCUGCUGGAGGAGGCUGUAAAGCGCCGGUGUAGAGGCCUUGGGGACACCGCAGCUCCAGGGACAGCUGGGGAGGGGAAGAAGUGCUGGCAGGCGAGCUGGCAUGGAGGUGAGCCGCAGCUGGGCUGGGUGUCGUGCUGUAGGAGCAUUGAGGCUACUGGACAAGUCAAACCCGGGGAGGAGGAGAAGGUGGCAUUUUUUUUUUCUCUCUCAAAUCAUUUAAACUUCAUUGUCAUGAUUGUUUUUAUUUAAAAACAAAACAGAAACAAAAAACUUUUGUAAUGUGGAUUUGUUUUCCUUCGUCUGUAUUUCAGUCUGCUGGGGUGUUUCCGUAGAUGGUGGAUACUUGCUUUCAUUUUUUUAAUGAUAGAAGUCUUCUGUUUAAAGUUGUUUUUUUAUCACCAGCUCAUUCUAUCCUCUGUGGUUACUCAGUAAUUUCAUUUCAAUAUUUAUUUUUGUGCUGCUUUUUUAUUAUAAAAUAAAUUAUUGAUAUACCAAGCAAUGUGGAUUCCUGUUUGUAAGGCGAAUAGCCCUGUGUAUGUGUCCAUUAUUUUCUCUUGACAGCCACAACGUAAUUUAUUGCUGUAAAUUUAGCUGCAGUGACUGGUUUUUUGUACCUUUCCAAUAAAGCAUUUUCUGGUUUCAGA